CGACAGCCUUUCUCCAUUGGUCGGGACCUUGGGCCCUGCCCCCAAGCCGCUAUAAGGUGGGCAGGGUGGGCUCGGGGUGGAGACUGGAGCCUGAGUCUAGGGUCCGCCGCGGUACCUGGGGGCUGAGGCUGCACGCGCCCAGGGUGACCUGUUUGCAGCAGGCAUGUCAGAAGAGGAGGCAGCUCAGGCCCCCAGAACCAGUUUGUGGGAGCAGGACCAGCAGAAUGUGCUGCAGCGUGUGGCGGCCCUGCCCCUGGUCAGGGCCACGUGCACUGCAGUCUCCGAUGCUUACAGUGCCACCAAGGACAAACACCCACUGCUGGGCUCUGCCUGUCACCUGGCCGAGCGCUGCGUGUGCAGCCUGACCACCCAUGCCCUGGACCACGCCCAGCCGCUGCUCAGCCACCUGCAGCCCCAGUUGGCUACAGUGAACAGUCUAGCCUGCAUGUGCCUGGACAAGCUGGAGGAGAAGCUGCCCUUUCUCCAGCAACCUUCGGAGACGGUGGUGACCUCAGCCAAGGACGCAGUGGCCAGUGGUGUGACAGGCGUGGUGGGCCUGGCGCGGCAGGGCCGCCGCUGGAGUGUGGAGCUGAAACAAUCUAUGAGCCAUGCAGUGGACGUCGUGCUGGGCAAGUCGGAGGAGCUGGUGGACCACUUCCUGCCCAUGACCGAGGAAGAGCUCGCGGCACUGGCGGCAGAGGCGGAGGGCCCGGAAGUGGGCUCGGUGGAAGAGCAGAGGCGACAUCAGGGCUACUUUGUGCGCUUGGGCUCCCUGUCUGCGCGGCUCCGCCACCUGGCAUAUGAGCACUCUCUGGGGAAACUGAGGCAGAGGAAACAUGAUGCCCAGGACACACUGGCCCAGCUGCAGGAGACUCUGGAGCUGAUCGACCGCAUGCAGUGCGGGGUGACCCCAAUCACCCCAGCCCGCCCUGGGAAGGUGCAUGAGCUGUGGGAGGACUGGAGCCAGUGCCCCCCAGAGAACGGCCGCCGCCGCAGCCAGGCGGAGCUGGAGACCUUGGUGCUGUCCCGCAGUCUGAUGCGGGAGCUGCAGAGCACCGUGGACGUACUGGAGACUGGUCAUACCCCAGCACUACUAGCCGAUGCCUUGGCCUUGGCCCUGGCCUUGGCCUUGGCCCGGGAAUAG
Vicugna pacos (alpaca) is the source of this 1144-nucleotide messenger RNA. The record is from RefSeq and is a predicted model, not a curated record. Lineage: Eukaryota; Metazoa; Chordata; Mammalia; Artiodactyla; Camelidae.